AUGGGGCGUAAGUUAUCAGCAAAGCCUUUAGAUGAUGAUGUAAUAGAAUCUAUGGAAAUGGAUUAUAGUGAUUAUGAAGCUUAUGAUUCUGAUGAUUCUAGUGAUGAUGAUGAAGAUUCCUAUAAUUUUAAGUACGUACUGAAUCUUUGUGGAUUUAAUUUAAUAAGUCUAAAUUUAUUUUGUUAUCCUAAUUCUCAAAUAAUGCCAAUACUCAAUGCUAAUUGUCCAAAACUUUGGGAUCUUGCAAUAGGAUUCAAAGAAAUAAUAAGUCAAGAUUUAGAAAAUUGUUUUUCUAAUAUGCCUAAACUUAAAUUGCUGUCGAUUAAAUGGCAAUGUGAAAAUUCAACUAUACCAAUGACUUUAAUCCAGUCAUUAAAACAAAUUGGUGGAACCUUGGAAGUUUUAAAACUUUCAUGUAGCUUACAAGAGAAUGAUUUGUUUUCACCAGAUUCAUUGGCUCCGGUAUUUCCUCGACUAAUCGCGUUGAAACGUUUAAAUAUAUUGCAAUUUGGACUAAGUCAGCUAUUAAUCCAGUCGAUAAGUGAAAUGAAAAAUUUACAUUUCCUACAAUUAAUGACUAGUUGGUCGAAAAAUCACCCAGUGCUUGAUACAAGAAUCAAUAUGUAUCCAAUUGGAAAUAUGAAAAAUCUCAAAAGUUUAGUUAUUGAUUGUGAUUAUGGCAUUAGAGAUGAAUUUUUGAUUAAUCUUUGUAAUAAUGCUAAAAAAUUAACGGAAUUAGAUAUAGUUGGCAUAAACAUAACAGAUACUGGUAUAAGCGCAAUCAAUAAUUUAAAACAAUUACACCAUUUCCAAGUUCGAUCAAUUUUAAGAUUUUUUGGUCCGCAAUCAUUGAAAAAUGAAUUUAUCACUGAUGAAUCUAUUCAAUGUUUAUCCAAUCGAAAAUUGGACUCUUUGGAUAUAUCAAAUUGCGUUAAUGUUACUGAUAAAUCAGUACUUAAACUUGUUGAAAAUUUACCAAAUUUAACAGAUUUAUCUAUUAGAAAUACAAAGGUAUAA
Aphidius gifuensis is the source of this 1017-nucleotide messenger RNA. RefSeq lists its product as uncharacterized. The transcript has 5 exons. Gene Ontology annotation, biological process: SCF-dependent proteasomal ubiquitin-dependent protein catabolic process. Gene Ontology annotation, cellular component: SCF ubiquitin ligase complex. The coding region runs from base 1 to 1017 and encodes 338 amino acids. Lineage: Eukaryota; Metazoa; Arthropoda; Insecta; Hymenoptera; Braconidae. The record is from RefSeq and is a predicted model, not a curated record.